Metarhizium album ARSEF 1941 is the source of this 1461-nucleotide messenger RNA. RefSeq lists its product as uncharacterized. The transcript has 2 exons. The record is from RefSeq and is a predicted model, not a curated record. The coding region runs from base 1 to 1461 and encodes 486 amino acids. Lineage: Eukaryota; Fungi; Ascomycota; Sordariomycetes; Hypocreales; Clavicipitaceae.
AUGGACCAGCUUCAUCUUACUCACUCCUUGGCCGACGCUUUCAACGCUCUCGCUGACGAGGUCCAGAUCCUGGCUGAUAGGAAGACUGUCCUAGAGCACAAGUUACGCUUUGCCCAUGAACAGUUUCAGUAUUUGGCGGACAGAUAUGCCGCUGGAACGCCAGAGAUAGCGGAAACGCUGGCCAAACUGCAGCUUCCACCACACACUUCUGUCGACGACACCUCUCCUGUUCCUCUUCCACAGCGACGUUCUACCCCCCAACCCCUGCACCAGAUUGCUGUCAUCAUCCGCGACGGACGCCGAAUGGCCAGCAAACUCGUUUCACUGAGUUCCUCGAGCAAGACGACUGGCUCGAGCAGAGGUACACUCUCCCACACUUCAGAAGACGAGACCUCCAUGUCCACCGCCCUGGAGCAGGACUUCACGGUCGAAGGGAAAAAGGGCAACCUGCAAUGCCCCUUUUCCAAACGGGUGUCGUCGGCCAGCGGCACAAAUGAUGGCGAGAGCCGGCUGAGCGUCGCCCAUACGCCUCACACUUCUGCCGACCCCAUCUGUGCCGCCAUGCUCGAGGAGGCCACCUCACAGCCUGCCCCGAAUGGCGCCACCUCGUCCAAAUGCCCGAUACGAUUUAUGGACAAGCAUUCUCCCGAAGAAAUCGCACGCUAUGUGGAGACUCACAAGCAUGAGCUACCGCGCAGUCACGAGGUCUGCUUGCGUCGAUAUCAACGCAACGAAACGCAGAUCAAAAAGCUGGACUCCAAGUAUGGCAGCAUUGUGAGCAUGAUUGAGGGUCUUAGCCAGCUACAUCAACCGAUGCUCCCCGAGUCGGAGGAGCAGUUGCAACCACAAGGCGCCGGAGAUGGAGAUUCCAACGUCCGGGUCGAGACCUGGGCGCAGGCUGUGAGCGGUACUGCCGAGUCCGAUGCCAACGAGAAACUGCCCCCACCCGAUGAAGAUCGUCAGAGCCACUUUGAUCGGCCCCUAAAAGAAGUUCGCGUUGGAGAGUCUCCCAGCCGGCCAUGGGGCAUCUCGGUGCCUGUCUAUGAGCUCUCGUGCCACGAGGAUAAACAUCCUCUUUCGCCGCCGCCAGCACCUGUGAGGAUGUCAACCACUGUUCAUGGCCAUGUGCCGGCUGCUGCGAAUGGAGCGGGCAAAUGUCCCUUUGAUCAUGCAAAAUUUUCUACCGGUUUUGCUGGACCACCGCCGUCUACCCCAAAGCCCGAAAAAAACUCUGUCGAACCGGGCCAAGGUCUCGGGCUUGGGGACACCCCGUUCACCAACUUGAAAGAGGUGCCGCCCACCACCGCAGAGCCUCCACCUCAACCAGCCUUUAUAAACCCAGCAUCUGCGCAUGCUGAGGGCGGUGGGGGACCGCAGAUGGUCUUCACCGGGCCAGUUUUCAUUGGAUAUCCCAUGGAACAGGCCAUCGAAUUUAUGACUCGCUAUCGAGGACCUCAGUAA